Bradysia coprophila is the source of this 735-nucleotide messenger RNA. It is a transcript of the gene zetaCOP, whose product is annotated as COPI coat complex subunit zeta. Lineage: Eukaryota; Metazoa; Arthropoda; Insecta; Diptera; Sciaridae. Gene Ontology annotation, cellular component: COPI vesicle coat. Gene Ontology annotation, biological process: intra-Golgi vesicle-mediated transport; intracellular protein transport; retrograde vesicle-mediated transport, Golgi to endoplasmic reticulum. The record is from RefSeq and is a predicted model, not a curated record.
UUUCAAACGUCACUUUAUGUCAGUGUCAGAAGAAGGUCUCAACAAUUUUUGUCAUAAUCAAACACUAUACACUAAAGUGACGUGGACUGUAAAUAAAUUCAAAGAACAAUCGAAAUGGAUGGAACAUUACUGGAACCUACGCUAUUUACGGUGAAGGCGAUGUGCAUUUUGGACAAUGACGGCAAUCGCAUCCUAGCCAAGUAUUACGAUAAGAAUGUGUUUCCCACCGUCAAGGAGCAGAAAACAUUCGAAAAGAAUCUAUUCAACAAAACACAUCGUGCCAAUGCAGAGAUCAUAAUGCUCGAUGGCCUCACUUGCGUCUACAAGAACAAUGUGGAUCUAUUCUUCUAUGUGAUGGGCAGCACACAUGAGAACGAGCUCAUAUUGGUAUCGGUGCUGAAUUGUCUGUACGAUUCGGUUAGUAUGAUCUUAAAGAAGAACGUGGAAAAGCGUGCCGUUUUGGAUAAUUUGGACAUUGUGAUGCUGGCUUUCGACGAGAUUUGUGAUGGAGGAAUAAUAUUAGAUGCCGAUCCAUCGUCGGUUGUAAAGCGUGUGGAUCUACGUAACGAUGACAUUCCAAUUGGUGAACAGACUGUAGCACAGGUUUUGCAAAGCGCAAGAGAUCAACUGAAAUGGUCGCUAUUGAAAUGAGGAACUGCGGUCCGUUGUGUUUACUGUAUUUUUUAUUGAACUUUAAAUUCGCAAAUAAAUUAUGAGAAAAAGUACCAAAAACAA